UUCUCGCGAGAGGAAGGUGAGAUUCAACAUGGCGGCGCCCUGCUGCUGAAAUUCUUUCCUGUUCCCGAAUACUGUACUUAUUUAAAAACAAACUCAAUAUCGCCGAAUUUCUUAUAAGUGGCUGAACGCUGGCAGUCCGUGGACAAAUCCUUUGCAGACUAUAUUAUGGCGGACGCUUGUAAAUCCGAAGAUUCAGCUACACCCGAGAAACAGGAAAAAGACGACUCUACAGACACGGAGGAUGUAAACACAAGCCCGGUCCAGAGUGAAAUGUCAUCGUCCGGGUUCCAUCAUGCUAAAGAACAUGACAAGGGGAUCCAUGCAGAAAUGGGCAAGGAUAUAAUUUACUACUGCUCACUGUGUGGAAAGAGCUUUACUAGAAAGGGUCAUCUUAAACAGCACCACCUGAUCCACACAGGAGAAAAACCACAUCAGUGCUCGCAGUGUGGGAAGACAUUUAUACAGAAAAGCAACCUCAAAAAGCACCAGCGCGUUCACACCGGGGAGAAGCCGUACGAAUGCUCGCAGUGCGGGAAGAGUUUUACACGCCACAGCCCUUUUAAAAACCACCAGCGCAGUCACACCGGAGAGAAACCGUAUCACUGCUCACCGUGCGGGAAGAGUUUUACGCUACAGAGUUCUUUUAAAAGACACCAGCUCAUUCACAACGGAGAGAAGCCGUAUUACUGCUCGGAGUGCGGGAAGAGUUUUACACGACACAGUAAUUUAAAAAGCCACCACCGUACUCACACCGGAGAGCAGCUGUAUUGCUGCUCGCAGUGCGGGAAGAAUUUCCGAGAAUUGGAGACUUUAAAAAACCACCAGCUCAUUCACACGGGAGAGAAGCCGCAUUACUGCUCCGAGUGUGGGAUGAGUUUCAGAGAGUUGAGCCAUUUAAAAACACACCAGCGCAUACACACCAGAGAGAAGCCGCACUAUUGCUCGCAGUGUGGGAUGAGUUUCAGAGAGUUGAGUCAUUUAAAAACACACCAGCGCGUUCACACGGGAGAGAAGCCACAUUACUGCUCCGAGUGUGGGAUGAGUUUCAGAGAGUUGAGUCAUUUGAAAACACACCAGCGCAUUCACUCAGGAGGGAAGCCAUAUUACUGCUCGCAGUGUGGGAUGAGUUUCAGAGAGUUAAGUCAUUUGAAAACACACCAGCGCAUUCACACACAAGAGAAGCCGCAUUACUGCUCACAGUGUGGGAUGUGUUUUAGAGAAUUGAGUCAUUUAAAAACACACCAGCGCAUUCACACAGGAGAGAGGCCGUAUCGAUGCUCACAGUGCGGGAAGAGUUUUAAACAACACGGAUCUUUUAAGGCACACCAGCGCAUUCACACGGGAGAGAAGCAACGCCGUACACUCGCGUUGCGGGUGUUUCACGAAAAUACAAAUACCGACAAACAAAAAUUGCAAAUUUCGCGGAACUCGUGCAGUUGCUUUGCUGAAUAUUUAAUGAUGGAGACACACAGCUGUAAAGUUUCAGAUAACCCUGGGAAACUAGAGAAACACGUGGACGAUGUGAAUACAAGCCCUGCCCAGAGAACAAUGUCACCUCGUACUCUUGUACUAACAACCCCGGGAAAUGGAUUCACAAAGAGAAGUGAAGGGAUAAAAAUCACUACAGUUCAGCAUGGAAAGAGUGUUACUCAGGAAAAUGUUCUCAAGCAACACCAGAGCACUCGCACAGGAGAGAAGCCGUAUCAGUGCUCACAAUGUGGGAAGAGUUUUGGGUACAAAACUGGUCUUAAACGACACCAGCGCGUUCACACAGGAGAGAAGCCGUAUCAGUGCUCACAAUGUGAGAAGAGUUUUAGUGAACGGUAUACCCUUAAACAACACCAGCGUGUUCACACAGAACAGAAGCCGUUUUUCUGCUCACAGUGUGGAAAGAGUUUUUCUCACCCAAGCAAUUUGCAAGCACAUCAGCGCAUUCACACAGGAGAGAAGCCGUAUCAAUGUUCACAGUGUGGGAGUCGUUUUAUACAACGCCAUCAUCUCCGAAAACACCUUCGCAUUCACACAGGAGAGAAGCCGUAUCAGUGCUCACAAUGUGAGAAGAGUUUUGGGUACAAAACUGGUCUUAAACGACACCAGCGCAUUCACACAGGAGAGAAGCCGCAUCAGUGCUCACAAUGUGAGAAGAGUUUUAGUGAACGGUAUACCCUUAAACGACACCAGCAUGUUCACACAGGAGAGAAGCCGUUUUUCUGCUCACAGAGUGGAAAGAGUUUUUCUCACCCAAGCAAUUUGCAAGCACACCAGCGCAUUCACACAGGAGAGAAGCCGUAUCAGUGCUCACAAUGUGAGAAGAGUUUUAGUGAACGGUAUACCCUUAAACGACACCAGCAUGUUCACACAGGAGAGAAGCCGUUUUUCUGCUCACAGUGUGGAAAGAGUUUUUCUCACCCAAGCAAUUUGCAAGCACACCAGCGCAUUCACACAGGAGAGAAGCCGUAUCAGUGCUCACAAUGUGAGAAGAGUUUUAGUGAACGGUAUACCCUUAAACGACACCAGCAUGUUCACACAGGAGAGAAGCCGUUUUUCUGCUCACAGUGUGGAAAGAGUUUUUCUCACCCAAGCAAUUUGCAAGCACACCAGCGCAUUCACACAGGAGAGAAGCCGUAUCAGUGCUCACAAUGUGAGAAGAGUUUUAGUGAAUGGCAUACUCUUAAACAACACCAGCGUAUUCACACAGGAGAGAAGCCGUUUUUCUGCUCACAGUGUGGAAAGAGUUUUUCUCACCCAAGCAGUUUGCGAGCACAUCAGCGCAUUCACACAGGAGAGAAGCCGUAUCAAUGUUCACAGUGUGGGAGUCGUUUUAUACAACGCGAUCAGCUCCGAAUACACCUUCGCAUUCACACAGGACUAAAGCCAUAUCCAUGCUCACACUGUGAGAAGAGUUUUGCUCAACAAAGCAAUAUGAAAGCACACCAGCGCAUUCACACAGGAGAGAAGCCGUAUCAGUGCUCACAAUGUGGGAAGAGUUUUGGGUACAAAACUGGUCUUAAACGACACCAGCGCAUUCACACAGGAGAGAAGCCGCAUCAGUGCUCACAAUGUGAGAAGAGUUUUAGUGAACGGCGUAUUCUUAAACAACACCAGCGUGUUCACACAGGAGAGAAGCCGUUUUUCUGCUCACAGUGUGGAAAGAGUUUUUCUCACCCAAGCAGUUUUCAAGCACAUCAGCGCAUUCACACAGGAGAGAAGCCGUAUCAAUGUUCACAGUGUGGGAGUCGUUUUGCACAAAACAGUUAUCUCCAAAAACACCUUCACAUUCACACGGGAGUGAAGCCAUAUCCAUGCCCACACUGUGAGAAGAGUUUUACUCAACAAGGCAAUCUGCAAGCACACCAGCGCAUUCACACAGGAGAAAAGCCAUAUCAAUGCCCACACUGUGAGAAGAGUUUUACUCAACAAGGCCAUCUGCAAGCACACCAGCACAUUCACACAGGAGAAAAGCCAUAUCCAUGCCCACACUGUGAGAAGAGUUUUAGGGACGGGAGUAGUUUUAAACGACACCAGCGUGUUCACACAUGAGAGAAGUCAUUUUUGUGCUCCAAGUGUGGGAAGAGUUUCUUGGUUGUAAAUGUGUUAAAAACAUAUACACUGAAUUUGUAAUCCUGAUUUUAUACUUACAAUAAAACACAUUCGAUUUUUUGUCACCUUAA
This is a messenger RNA of Ictalurus punctatus (channel catfish), 3671 nucleotides long. Its product is annotated as zinc finger protein 585A. Gene Ontology annotation, biological process: negative regulation of transcription by RNA polymerase II. The record is from RefSeq and is a predicted model, not a curated record. The transcript is spliced from 5 exons. NCBI's taxonomy places the organism in Eukaryota, Metazoa, Chordata, Actinopteri, Siluriformes, Ictaluridae. Gene Ontology annotation, molecular function: DNA-binding transcription repressor activity, RNA polymerase II-specific.